Pieris macdunnoughi is the source of this 630-nucleotide messenger RNA. The record is from the annotation of a GenBank genome assembly. NCBI's taxonomy places the organism in Eukaryota, Metazoa, Arthropoda, Insecta, Lepidoptera, Pieridae.
AUGAUAAGACGUACACCCCCUCAAACCCCCCGGGACCUAAGCCCCAUUAAACCAACAACCAGCACUGAUUCCUCCAAUAAAACCCCUCCCACACCCUCAACAGCUCACCACGACAAUAAAAAACCCCUCGGUCAAUUUCUCGCCGAACUCUCCCCCGGACUACAAACCGGCACUGGACCCACAUUGAAACCCUCACGUCUAGUCAAUACCAACUUGACUCCUCACGCGGAGGGUAAGUUGUGGCUCCAUAAAGCCAGAGAAGCGCUAAACUCCUCGAGAAACUUGAAGACUGAGAUUACUAUAGAAAAAUCACUACAAAAACUCUAUGACUUAGCAGUCUCUGCAUCGUCUCUUCCCCCCUCCCAACAAUCGGAACCACUUACGCCCCCUCCCGCCCCCUUUCCCCAACCCAUACCUGACAUAAUGGCGUUUACAACCGCGGCCAACGAUCUUAAGGAUAAAAUUGAAGCGCAUACAAAACUAUUAAAUGAAAACAAAAACAACAUUUCACAGAUCUCAAAUAAAAUCACAUCAUUAAAUAAACCACGCAAUGACACACCCACCAACCCCCGCAACACCGUUCCUUCAAUGCAACGAUGGCAGCCACCACCUCCCCCUCUCCCAAAUUAA